Molecule: messenger RNA, 1421 nt
Organism: Mirounga angustirostris (Northern elephant seal)
Lineage: Eukaryota; Metazoa; Chordata; Mammalia; Carnivora; Phocidae
Product: procathepsin L-like
Exons: 8
Coding region: 162-1148 (328 amino acids)
Biological process (GO): immune response; positive regulation of peptidase activity; positive regulation of apoptotic signaling pathway
Cellular component (GO): lysosome
Molecular function (GO): cysteine-type endopeptidase activator activity involved in apoptotic process; cysteine-type endopeptidase activity
Source: RefSeq, a predicted model, not a curated record
CAACAGGAUCACAGUGUGACCAGGUGGUGUGGGCAGGACCAGCCAGGCCAAACCCCAGGGCUUUCGAUGAGUGGCCUUAAAUCUACAGCCCAACAUCAGAGAGCCCCAGAGCUACACCUGCUGUUGGCCCUUGCAGAGCUGCACUAUCAGGUUCCAGAAACAUGCAUCCUUUUCUCUUCCUGACUGCCCUUUGCUUGGGAAUAGUCUCAGCUACUACAAAACUUGGCCUAAGGUUAGAUGCUCAAUGGAUCCAGUGGAAGGCAACAUAUGGGAAACUAUAUGAUGAGAAUGAAAGAUGGAGGAGAGUAGUGUGGGAGAGGAAUAUGAAAAUGAUUGAACGGCACAAUCAGGAAUACAGCCAAGGGAAACACAGCUUCACAAUGGCAAUGAACGCCUUUGGUGACCUGACCAAUGAAAAAUUCAGGCACAUGAUGCAUGGCCUUAAAAUCCAGAAGGACAAGGAUGGGAAGGUGUUUAAAAUACCCUUCUUUGCUGAAAUCAUUGUACCUGUAGACAGGAGACAGACAGCCGGUGUAAGUCCUGGUCAGUGUGCUUCUGGUUGGGCUUUUAGUGCAGCUGGUGCCCUCGAAGGACGGAUGUUCCAGAAAACUGGCAAACUCGUGUCACUGAGUGAGCAGAACCUGCUGGACUGCUCUUGGUCUCAAGGCAACGAGGGCUGCCGUGGAGGCCUGAUGGAUUAUGCCUUCCAGCACGUUCGGAACAACGGAGGCCUGGACUCAGAGGAAUCCGAUCCAUAUCGUGCACAGGACGGAUCCUGCGAAUACACACCUGAGUAUUCUGCUGCCAGUGUCACUGGCCUCGUGAACAUCCCUCAGCAGGGGGCGUCCCUUCUGGUGGCGGAGGCAGCUGUGGGGCCCGUCUCUGCCGCUGUCCCCGCAAGCCUGGAUCCCUUCCGGGUCUAUAAAGAAGGCAUUUAUUAUGAUCCAAACUGCAGCAGCGAAGACCUGGAUCACGGUAUUCUGGUGGUUGGCUAUGGCUCUCAAGGAGAAGAACCCGAGAACCAAAAAUACUGGAUUGUCAAGAACAGCAGGGGCAGGGACCGGGGCACGCAGGGCUACGUGCUGUUGGCCAAGGACCGGGACAACCAGUGUGGAAUCGCCCCCAUGGCCCGCUUUCCUGUCGUGUGAGCUGAGGAUGCAAAGAAGGCCUUGACUGGGGACAGAAUGUCCGGAAAACGAAUUUUAUUUUAAAGCUGACCACACCUUACUGUGUGGCUGAAACACUUGAAUCACUGAAGAUCCCACUUAUGAUUUGAUUCUGUGACUGUUCACACUGGAGACAUCACUACUUCCUUACUCCCUGCUCUAAUCAGUGUUGUGUGAGUCACUUCAUGACUUUUGAAUUUUCAUGUUUUAAAAGGUUGCAGAAAGUUUUGCUUUUUAAAAUAAAAGUUACUUGCA